Molecule: messenger RNA, 3429 nt
Organism: Sinocyclocheilus rhinocerous
Lineage: Eukaryota; Metazoa; Chordata; Actinopteri; Cypriniformes; Cyprinidae
Product: activating signal cointegrator 1 complex subunit 3-like
Exons: 17
Cellular component (GO): nucleus
Molecular function (GO): RNA binding; 3'-5' DNA helicase activity
Source: RefSeq, a predicted model, not a curated record
AAUGCUGCUCGUAUCGUGCGGGCUCUGUUUGAGAUCGCUCUGAGGAAGCGCUGGCCGGCCAUGACCUACCGCCUGCUGAACCUGUGUAAAGUGAUUGACAAGCGUCUGUGGGGCUGGGCCCACCCGCUGCGGCAGUUCAGCGCUCUGCCCCCUUCGGUGCUGUCCAGAAUGGAGGAGAGGAAUCUCACGGUGGACAAACUCAAAGACAUGGGCAAAGAUGAGAUCGGUGAGGACAGAGGGCCGGUUCUAGAGGUCAUUGUGUCCAGAACCAACUUUAUCUCAUCCCACACCUCAAAAAAAGUGCGAGUAGUGGGACUCUCUACCGCGCUGGCUAAUGCACGGGAUCUAGCUGACUGGCUGGGCAUCGGACAGGUGGGACUGUUUAAUUUCCGGCCCUCUGUUCGCCCAGUGCCGCUGGAGGUUCACAUCCAGGGCUUUCCGGGGCAACAUUAUUGCCCUCGUAUGGCCAGCAUGAACAAACCAGUCUUCCAAGCCAUCCGCACUCAUUCUCCUGCCAAACCGGUCCUCAUAUUUGUGUCGUCGCGCCGGCAGACACGGCUCACAGCUCUGGACCUCAUUGCGUUUCUGGCUACAGAAGACGACCCCAAACAGUGGCUCCACCAGGAUGAGAGAGAGAUGAACGAUAUCAUCGGCACUAUAAGAGAGUCAAACCUGAAGCUGACCCUGGCGUUUGGGAUCGGGAUGCAUCACGCGGGACUUCACGAGCGAGACAGGAAGACAGUGGAAGAGCUCUUUGUCAACUGUAAGAUCCAGGUGUUAAUUGCAACCAGCACACUAGCGUGGGGCGUCAACUUCCCUGCUCACCUGGUGAUCGUGAAGGGCACAGAAUACUAUGACGGAAAAACCCGCCGCUACGUGGAUUACCCCAUAACAGAUGUUCUUCAGAUGAUGGGUCGAGCAGGGCGACCGCAGUUUGAUGACCAGGGCAAGGCUGUUAUCCUUGUGCUCGACAUCAAGAAGGACUUCUAUAAGAAGUUCUUGUACGAGCCGUUCCCUGUGGAGUCUAGUCUUCUGACCGUGCUCUCCGACCACUUGAAUGCAGAAAUCGCAGCAGGCACAGUCACCUCAAAACAAGAUGCCAUGGAUUAUAUCACCUGGACGUACUUCUUCCGCAGGCUGGUCAUGAACCCAAGUUACUAUAAUUUGGAUGACAUCACCCAUGAAACCAUUAACAAAUACCUUUCAAACCUGGUGGAGAGGAGUCUGAGGGAUCUGGAAUGUUCCUACUGCAUGGAAAUACAGGAGGACGAGCAAACCAUCGAGCCGCUGACGUACGGCCGCAUCUCAUCCUACUAUUACCUGAAACACCAGACCAUCCGCACGUUCAAAGAGCGUCUGAAGCCAGAGCUGCCCAUCCAAGAGCUGCUGGCCAUCCUCAAGCAUAAUAGGAAAAGAGCACAUGUUAAUGUGGAAGCAGAGGAGUACGCCGAGCUCCCCGUACGCCACAACGAGGACCAACUGAACAGCGAGCUGGCCCAGCAGCUCCCCCUGCAGGUCAACCCUCACUCGUACGACAGCGCGCACACCAAAACACACCUGCUUAUGCAGGCCCACUUCAGCCGGGCACAGCUGCCCUGCAGCGACUACGGAACCGACACCAAAACCGUGCUGGACAACACCAUCCGCAUCUGCCAGGCUAUGCUGGAUGUGGUGGCGAAUGAAGGAUGGCUCGUGUCUGCACUGAGCAUUUGCAACCUUGUACAGAUGAUCAUUCAGGCCAGAUGGCUUCAGGAUUCCUCGCUGCUCACACUUCCUCACAUCCAAAAGCAGGAUCUCUAUGUCUUCAGGAGGUGGAGCGCCAAAGGUGCGAGGGGCGGAGGUGGCUAUCAAAGCCCAAUCGAGGGGCUUCCCGAGCUAAUGGCCGCCUGUGACGGGAAAGAGGACAACUUCACGUCGAUGGUGAAGGAGGUGCUGCAGCCCAAUCAGAUCUCUCAGGCGUGGGCUUUUCUGAGUCACCUGCCUGUGGUGGAGGUCAGGAUGAGUGUGAAGGGCUGGUGGGAGGGUUGUGAGGAGCAAACCGAGCGCGUGAUCCCUGCUAACGUCACCAACAUCAGAGACGAGUCCAGCUGGCUGCCGCUGCACGCUGACCAGGAGUACGUGCUCCAGGUGUCCCUGCGCCGCCUCAACGCCGGCCAGCAGAGAAGGAAGCAGGACAGCAAGGCACAGGCGCCACGCUUCCCCAAACCCAAAGACGAAGGCUGGUUUCUUGUUCUCGGGGAGGUGGAGAAGAAAGAACUGCUGGCUAUCAAACGUGUGGGAUUUAUACGCAACCACAGCAGCGUGUCCGUGGCCUUCUACACGCCUGAGAAGACGGGGAAGUGUAUCUACACGCUGUACCUGAUGAGCGACAGCUACCUCGGCCUGGAUCAGCAGUACGACAUCCACCUGAACAUCAUCCCAGCCAGCAUUGCUGCGCAAGUCAACAGUGAGAUAUCAGAUAACGCUGGCAAAAAAGCCCCGAAGUGACCUCGCACAACUAAACCAAAGUUUCUCUCUUGGCUUGAGAUGUUCAUUUGGUGGACAGCUCUUCAGUUCUCUUCGUGAAACUACACUGAAUGGGUGCCAACUUUUUUCUUUUUUUUUUCUGGUUCAAUUAAACAUUUUGAUGAUUAGAACAUCUGGCCCAAACAGUCAUAGAUUUUAUAUCUAACACUUUCGAAUGAGAGAUCAGAUGGUUGUAAUUGAUUCAAGAGGAACCUUCUGAGAAUCAGCCUCAUCUGUUUCUCGGACGGUCACUCUUCCUGCCUUAUUACUCUUUACUCUUAUUUUGUGCUGCUGCUGCUUCUUCUUUUUGUACACUCUGCAUUACGGGCAAAGGUUAUAUUUGUCUAAUUAAAAUAUAAACAUAAAAAGAUUGUUUUUGCUUCUGAAUUAUGGAAAUAUUCAGUACGAAAAUCAAUUUUGUUAAAUAAAAAAAUAAAAGCACAUGCAGCACAGUUGUAUUUAUCAGUCUAUCAAUUGUUUCCAUUCUUUCCUAAGUGCCCACAUUUGCAUAGCAUUGGAAUUGACUGUGUUCAGCAGUUAUUCACAGGCCACAUGUGUUUUGUUUUUUUGUUACAGAGGUCAAAUAGUCAGCACAUGCUUGUUAUUAUUUACCAGGUCACCCGUCAGGGUAAAAAUGACUUUUAUGCAAGAAUAUAAAGAUGUUCUGGAAUUUUUCGAUAAUAAAGUAAUACAUUUAAGAAUAAUAUUUUAUUAGUAGUGGAUGUUGAGGUUUGACUAAAGCAAACAAUAGUCUAUCAUAAUGUUGGUCAUGAUAAUUUGCAAAAUGAUCAGUUUAUGUUCUAUAAAUAAAGUUGCUUUAAGACCAGACAAGACAGCAUCUCUUACAACCCCUUUUCUGAUAUAGGCUUGCUUAAAAAAUGUAAGUAGGCUGUUUUAUUUCGCUGUCUCUGACUAACACUGUAA